ACACACACACACACACACACACACACACACACACAGUCAAACAUGGCGAAACUCUUUGCCAUCAUACCGCCACCCUCACCCUCACCAUCAUCCGCUUUAUCGCUAUCACCGUCAUUAUCUUCACUACUAUCAACACCAUUAUCUCCGGUACCGUGAUGACCCGGGAGGAUGGAGAAGUUGUCGGCGAGCCUGUCGGAGAUCACUUGGAGCCCGUUGGCGCUGCCGCUGGAUGCGGUGGUCAGCAAGUUCCGUCUGCCCACUCUGGUGCGCCUCGCCCACGGUGAAUGUGUGGAGGGUCUGUCCGAGGAGGAUGUGGUGCUUUUACAUUCCUGUCGUCAGUGGACCACAGUGACCGCCCACAGCUUAGAGGAGGGACAUUACGUCAUCGGACCCAAGAUUGACAUCCCUCUGCAGUACCAGGGGAAGUUCAAGUUGUUGGAUGAGGACCGAGACGUCAGGGAUCCGGUCCAGUAUUUUGCCAGUGUGGAGGAAGUUGCUGGAGUCUUCCCUGACAGGGUCUUUGUCAUGGAGACGAUCACUUUCAGCGUCAAGGUGGUCUCAGGCGAGUUCAGCGAGGACAGCGAGCCCUACAGCUUCACUCUGCAGGCUGGAGAUGAGCUGUCACUCAUGGGGAAGGCAGAGCUUCUCUGUGCCACGCCCUCCAAGGAAAAGACGGGACUGAGCGCGCUGCUGAGACGCCUGGGGAAGACCCCUCGAAGUAAAACUCCCUGCCUGGUCUGCAUGAACCACCGCACCAAUCAGAGCGUCAGCCUGCCCUUUGGCUGUCGUGGACGCUUUUGCACACGCUCCCCUCUUGAGCAAGGCAUGCUGGGAGGAGAGCACACGGUACGCAGCAUAAUCGAGAGGGUCCGCCUCCCCGUCAACGUCUCUGUGCCUUCACGACCCCCGCGCAACACCUACGACCGCCACGCUGUCCGAGAGGGCCACCGCUACAAGCUGCUCAACAUCGUCAGCAAGACGGUGGUGCUCUGCAUGGUGCUGCGCCACCAGGAAGUCUCCCCCUCGCACUUCCUGCUGCUGCGCUGCAUGCCCCGCUUCAACGUGGCCGAGGCCUCGCUCCACACGGCGGCGCUGGAGAGUCUUCUCUUGCGGCACUCCUUCGACCCGGAUGCUUACUCUCGCGCCGUGAGAGAAACCCGACCAGAGCUGGAGUGUAUGACGGAGGAGUGUGUGAGCCCGCGGCGGUCUCGCAUGUGCGUGUCGGGUCAGGACUCGUUAGCGCCAGCACUGCAGCGCCUCUCCAUGUGCGGGUACGGGGGCGGGGUUUCAGACAGCCUAUCGCAGCGCUGCAGGGACUCUCUCGGGGAGCGGUUGGGGGAGGGGCCAGGUGAGGAGCGGGAGUAUAUGACUCCCGAGUGGACUGAUGCAGAAAUGAGGACCAGUGAGGAAAUCCCUUAUGAGGAACUUUGGACCAAUCAGAACCCAGAGAGCUUGGGGAAGGAGCCAAACCUCAUCUCCUUCCACUCGUCUUCUUCUUUAGAUGGCACUCUUGGUACCGUGCUAACAAGAGUGUCCACGCCGCCACCCGUACCUCCAAAAUCUGAUGCUGUGAGAGAGGAGUGUCGCUACUUGAUCGCCCCUCCCGUUCCCCCUCGCUGCUCUAAAGGAGGCUCCAUCUCCAGCCCAGCCCCCAGCCCCCCUGUCCCACCUCGCUUCCCCAAAGCCUCCACCUCCCCAAGACCCAACCUCUCCUUCUACUCCUCGGGACUUCAGGACAGCUGCUCGCCCUCUCCGGAUGCGUCCCUCUACUGUUACCCGUGCUCCUGGGCCGACUGCCCCGCCCCAAACCCCGCCAGUCCCGAGCCCAUCUCUGCUCUCCCUGCAGACAGCACAGCCAAUCCACAGCCGGCACAGGCCGCCUGGGCGGAGCCGUGGGUGGACUCUUUUACCUCCUCUGGACCUCGACUGAGGCCGCCUCCGCAGAGCCGGUUCGCUCCCUUCGGGGCGUUAAACCCCUUCAACCGCCAGUCCCCCUGCCCCUCACCUGAGCCCACCGCCAACCCAACAACAGAUUCUUCCAGAGGCGCAGAAGGGGGUGGGACAUCCACAGGAAUAACUGAGGGCCUGUCCACGCCCCCUGAUCCCACCUGGCGUCCUCCUUCUGACCUCUCUGUGCUGUCAUUGGAGGAAGUGUCUGCCUGCCUUCGCUUCAUCGGCCUAUCAGAGGCAGCAGUGGGCGUGUUCCAGAGGGAGCGGAUCGAUGGCAGCCUCCUGGUGCAGCUAACCGAGGACAUCCUGUCACAGGACUUCCACCUGAGCCGACUCCAUGUCACUAAGAUCUCACAGUUCAUACAGGGCUGGAGGCCGAAGAUUUAAAACACACACACACACACACACACACACACACACACACACACACACACACACAGUCCUGAAAAUGUGCCUGUUGGCUGCUGAGCCGUCCUGAAUGUGCCUUCCACUGUGACCAAGCGACUGCUGAGCCCCUGUGACUCAAGCUGACACUUUGCUGAAGGAAACAACGCCACCCUGUGGUCAAAAAACCUUGAAUAUUGGCUUCAUACCACAAGUUUAUAAAAAAGACUGUUUGAAUCACACACUGGGACUACUAGGUUUACUAACAAAUGGCUAAAACAAAAUGUUAUAUGUUGAAAGUUUUCUAUUUAAAUUUGUUUUUCGGGGCAGAAAGUCAAGAAUUAGUUCAUCCUCACGCUUCAGCUGGAGAUUUAAGCUCCAUAUGGAUUAGUGUGGCCUUCAGCACAUGAAAUCUGAUACGAGGGAAAACAUGCCUUCAGUUUUAAUAAAGAAUUUCUGAAGCUGUAGUGGACAUGCAGCCAUACAAUAUAUUUUACUCAAUUUACCCGUGAUAAUGUUUAAUCCUGGUUGUUUUCUCGAGAUUUUCAUUUAAUUCAUUUGUCAUGACGAGGUUUCAACGCUGGUUUUCCCGCUCAUUCAUUCAUUCAUUUCAGUUGUUUUUACAAAUCUCAACUUGUUUUUUCUUUAUCUCGGGAUAAAAAGCUGAUUUUAUCCCCCCAUUACAAUUAAUUAAUUCAUCUCAUUAUCUCAAAAUAACAGGGCUUGUUUUGUCGUGAUAACAGGAUAAUUUUCUGGAGACCUAGAACACUAACAGGCUGGUCUCUGUGAUUGGACGGACCAUGACAUGCUGCCAUGCCAACACUAAUCUAUAGCCGUUUUCACAUACAUACUCACUCGUCACUACCCUUCCUAUUGGCUCGAAGUGAAUUCUCUGGAGAAUAUCGUUCUCACAUAAGUUUUCUCUCGGACUUGCUGCGGAAAAAAUACUGUACUAGGGGUCUGGCAGGAGAAACUCCGGGUGAAGUUUCUGCUGUUUGCAUUCACACAUGCAGCUCCUCCUGGUAAUAUCAGGAGUUUUUCGGGAGUUUUCUGCAAGUGUGAAAGCCCUAUAAGUUAAUGUUUUAACUUCUCCAACUCUGCAGGUAUGAGACAAAUAGGAUGAGAUCUCGAGUAAACAACAGGAAAUGACUCUAAUCGCUGUAAAACAGAGUGAAUUAAAUGCUGAUGCAUUUUGGCUUGGGGCUUCUGCAUAAAACACUGAAUGAUGUAAAAAAGUUUUUACACUCGACUACUGUGAGGGCUACAUUUUUAUUAUGCAAUAGAGGGGCCAUUAGAGGAUUUAAAGCGUUUAUCACCAAUCAGUUUAUGGAACAUCACUGAACCCGCUCUGUCUGAAUUUGUCUCAUUAGUCGUUUUCACACAUGCACCGCUUGAAAUUCAUCAGAAACUUAAGGCAGACCACCCCUGACAUAUUGCUGUUGUUUGUUCAAACAUGCACCUCAUACUGACUGGACGGGAGGCGCGCGGGGGGGUCUCAGGAAGUAAAACAUGAUGUUAAAAGAAUGACGUGGAAGUGGCAGAUGACGUUACAGAGUCCGACACAGCAAGGAGAGUAUUCAUCUUUAUAUCAAUGCUAUGUGUAGUUCAUUUACAAUAUCAACAAAGAGCAGAGAAGAACAUACCGGUGAAUAGAAAACAAUUUCACCAGUCGCAUGCACACAGUCUAUGGUCUUGCACCUGUUGCAGGAUACUUCCUCACCUCAUCCCAUCUCAUCCCACCACCUCAAUUUGAAGUGAAAAAAAGUCUGGCUGUUUGUGUUCGUACAUGCAGCUCAACCUGGAAAUUUCAAGAAGUGUUCGAGAGUUUUGUGCAAGUAUGAAAGCAAAAUAAAAGAGCGUUUUUUUUUGUUUUUUUUAAAGAUAAUGAAACAAUAGUUGUUUUUAUCUGAAAAAAAAAGAACAAAAAACACAGAAAGUAAGAAGCAACCAGUCAAGAAUUGAGUGAGACCUGGUACUGAUCACUAACUAAACCCUCGCUGGAAAAAAAACGUUCUACUGUAUCAAGUUUGUGCUUUUGAGAUGGUUUAAUUGUUAUUAACAUUCCCUCAAAUGGAAACACAACAUGUCCUCCUGAGGUGUUGCCGUACUAUAAUAGAACUUUUCCACUGCCUCAGAAAUAGAUUUUUUUUAAAGUGUACCUCAGAUCACACGUUGAUGUUUGCCUGAUUUAGCCAUGCAUUAUUAUAAUAAAUGAAAUUACAAGUCAUGUGUAUGUAAAGCUGAUUGCUGUUGUGAUGACUGCUUCAAAGUAAAAAAAACAUCCAGAAAUA
Labrus bergylta (ballan wrasse) is the source of this 4625-nucleotide messenger RNA. RefSeq names its product GRB2 associated, regulator of MAPK1-like (gene garem2). Lineage: Eukaryota; Metazoa; Chordata; Actinopteri; Labriformes; Labridae. The record is from RefSeq and is a predicted model, not a curated record.